This is a messenger RNA of Coffea arabica (coffee), 961 nucleotides long. Its product is annotated as major allergen Pru ar 1-like. Gene Ontology annotation, molecular function: signaling receptor activity; abscisic acid binding; protein phosphatase inhibitor activity. Lineage: Eukaryota; Viridiplantae; Streptophyta; Magnoliopsida; Gentianales; Rubiaceae. Gene Ontology annotation, biological process: abscisic acid-activated signaling pathway; defense response. Gene Ontology annotation, cellular component: cytoplasm; nucleus. The record is from RefSeq and is a predicted model, not a curated record.
ACUCCUCAAACUAUCGUGCACCCACCAGCCAGCCAACCAACCAAGAUAGACAUCUUCCCACUCAACAGUAGCUAGCUUCAUUCGCUGUCUUCUCUUUCGAGUGUUUUCUGGGUCAUUUUUCCUUUCAACUUCUCGCAGGUAUCAUGGGUGUCAUCACUUACGAUCACGAGGUCACCUCCUCAGUCCCAGCAGCAAAGCUCUUCAAGGCUUUCAUCCUUGAUUUUGACAACCUCAUCCCCAAGAUCUUGCCUCAGGCCAUCAAGAGCGUCGAAACCCUCCAAGGUGAUGGUGGAGCUGGAACCAUCAAGCUCACCCAUUUUGGUGAAGGCAGCCAAUACAAGAGCAUGAAGCACCGCGUUGAUGAGCUCGACAAGGAGAAUUUCGGGUUCAAAUACACCGUGUUCGAGGGAGAUGUUUUGGGGGAUGUGAUUGAGAAAAUCUCUUACGAGGUUAAAAUCGAAGCCUCUGCUGACGGUGGAUCCAUUACCAAGAGCAAGAGCACCUACUACACCAAGGAUGAUGCCAAGAUCACCGAAGAGGAAAUCAAGUCUGGCAAAGACAAGUCCGCUGGAGUCUUCAAGGCUAUUGAGGCUCACCUCGCUGCCAACCCUGAUGCCUACUAAUCAAUUCCACUCUUCUUCAUCAAUUUUGAAUUUUCUGCAGAAGCAAGAAUAAAUCUUUUAGCGUGUGCCUGGUUUCAAACUCCAAAGUGUGGGUUUUUUUUUUCCUUUACUUUAAUUUUUGGGUUUUUUUUUUUUUACACCCAAGGCAAGGCUAUUAAUUAAGUACUAGAUCAUUGCCUUCAUAAUAAAUGCUACUGAAGCUUUGGGUGGUAUAAAAAUGAUGAUGUUGAUUAUGUUGCACGGUUUGGAUUGAAGAGAUGGUAUAUAUGUAUUUGUAAAGAAUACACGUAAAGAAGCAAAUACUACUAUAUCAUAUAGUUUUCACUACCACGUUGAAA